This is a messenger RNA of Symbiodinium pilosum, 504 nucleotides long. Lineage: Eukaryota; Dinophyceae; Suessiales; Symbiodiniaceae. The record is from the annotation of a GenBank genome assembly.
GCACGCCCAAAUGACAGCCAGCCGAGUGCCAUCGAUUCCCAGUCUGUUGAAGCUGCUCCGGGCGAUACAGACCGGGCCAUUGCCGACGAGGCGUGUGACAGAGUGGGCAGCGAGGAGGCGGAGGAUCCAGAUGUGAAGCAGAUGGAGGACCUCUCAAACCUCCUUUGGGCAGCUUCGUACGUCAACUCAGAUGAUGAGACGGGUUCAUCGAGCCCCAGCCCACUGAGCCAGGCUGAGGAUGCCUCAGGUAGCAAGGGGCCAUCAGUGCCAACCUUGCGGAGAAUGAUGGAGCAUGUGCAGGCCAAGGCUGCAUGUGGUGGGCCUGACGAUGAUGAUGAGUCUUCCGAUGAUUCAUCUGGUGUGUGGGCUUUGAUGGAGAAGCAUCAGCAAGAGGAUCGCUCUGAUGAUGAAGUGACGUUGGUCAUGCAAGGUGGCCGCGACCAGGAUGACGAUGUGGUGGACUCACCAAACGAGGUUGAUGGUUUCGAGAAGGCUGCCAAGGAU